UUUCCCUCCCCUCCUUUUUAAUCGGCGACGCCUACUCAACACGACCGCAGCCGGUGAGAGAAGGGUUCGGUGCCGAAAACCCCAAUCGCCUCCGCCCCCCUCCCCUCCUCCGGUCGCCGCCGCCUCCCGCAUUCCGCCGCGCCGAUCGGGUUGGUGAGAGGGGCCGCGUGGGAUGGCGUCGUCAGCGUCUGCGCCGGCGUCCAAGGGCCCGCGCUACGCGCCGCCCGAUCCGACGCUGCCCAAGCCGUGGAGGGCGCUCAUCGACGGCAACACCGGGUACCUCUACUUCUGGAACCCGGAGACCAAGGUCACCCAGUACGAGCGCCCCGUCGCAGCCGUGCCCCCCUCCCCGUCGCAGCCGCCUGGCUACUCCAGGCCCGAGGAGAGGGCGAGGAGCAGCGGGCCUUCCGAGUCGCGCUCGGAAGCUGCGGUGAGCCGCUCGCAGUAUGCGCCUUCCUCUGAUAACAUAACAAGGAAUGAUCACUCAGAGCCACGUUCUGCAGCUGGAGCAAAUGUUUCACAGAGUGCUCAGUUCACCAAUCAAGUUUCUCAGGCUGCCAAUGGAAGCCAAAUGUCGACAGAAGCAUAUCGUGCUAAGCAUGAGAUUACUAUCAUUGGCAACGAGGCACCAGCACCAUUCAUGACAUUUCAGUCCACAGGUUUCCCUUCCGAGAUUCUAAGGGAGGUUCUGCAGGCAGGAUUCUCUUCACCAACUCCUAUCCAAGCUCAGUCAUGGCCAAUUGCUCUAAAAGGUCGUGACAUUGUAGCUGUGGCGAAGACAGGAUCUGGAAAAACACUGGGAUAUCUAAUUCCAGGGUUUGUUCUUCUGAAGCGCCUACAGCAUAAUUCAAGGGAAGGUCCAACAGUAUUAGUUUUGUCUCCAACCAGGGAGUUGGCAACACAAAUUCAAGAUGAAGCAAUCAAGUUUGGCAGAUCUUCAAGAAUAUCUUCCACUUGCUUAUAUGGAGGUGCCCCCAAAGGCCCUCAGCUAAGAGAGUUGGAUCGUGGUGCUGACGUUGUUGUUGCAACUCCUGGGAGAUUGAAUGACAUUUUGGAAAUGAAUAGAGUGAGCCUACGUCAAGUAUCAUAUCUUGUCCUUGAUGAAGCUGACCGUAUGCUUGAUAUGGGAUUUGAGCCACAAAUAAGAAAAAUUGUUAAACAAAUAUCAUCUAGACGGCAAACUCUUAUGUACACUGCCACAUGGCCAAAAGAGGUGAGAAAAAUAGCGUCGGAUUUACUGGUUAACCCAAUUCAAGUAAACAUUGGGAACACAGAUCAGCUGGUUGCAAAUAAGUCAAUUACCCAGCAUGUGGAAGUGAUCUCACAUUCGGAGAAAUCAAGACGACUUGAUCAGAUCUUGCGUUCACAAGAACCUGGGUCCAAGGUCAUAAUAUUUUGCUCUACCAAGAGGAUGUGUGAUCAACUGGCUCGGAACCUAUCACGGCAGUAUGGUGCUUCUGCUAUUCAUGGUGAUAAAUCACAGGCUGAGAGGGAUUCUGUGUUGAGUGACUUUCGAAGCGGAAGGUGUCCAGUUCUUGUAGCCACUGAUGUGGCCGCUCGAGGCUUAGACAUAAAGGAUAUCAGAGUCGUGGUUAACUAUGAUUUCCCAACUGGUGUGGAGGACUAUGUCCAUAGAAUUGGGAGGACGGGUAGAGCUGGUGCGACAGGAUCUGCCUACACAUUCUUCGGUGACCAGGACUCAAAGUAUGCUUCAGACCUUGUGAAGAUUUUGGAGGGUGCAGACCAAUCUGUGCCACCACAAUUAAAAGAAAUGGCUCUUCGUGGAGGAUAUGGUGGAAGAUCACGUCGGUGGGCAUCUUCUGAUAACUCUUAUGGUGGUCAGGGAUAUGGUGCUAAAAGAUCCACCGACAGCUUCAAUAACAGUAACUUCGGCAAUCAGGCUGGGGGCGGUUCAAGCUUUCACUCAAGCUUCUAUAACAACACAAGUGGCAGUCAGUUUGGUGAUACUCCGAGCUUUCGUGGCAGCUAUGAUAACAGCAGCCGCAAUAACAAGAGUGGUGAUGCCAGCUUUCCUCCAAGCUCCGGCAACAAUCAAUCUGGGGAUGGUCUCAGUUUUCAUGAAAGGUUCUAUGGACCACUUGGAGGGGAUCAAAGCAGAACAAGCAAUGAUGGAUUCCGUGCUAGGAGCAGGAGUCCUCCAAGCAAGGCUGUGGGAGUUUCCAACUGGUAAUUGCAUCUUCUAGGUGCGACUCAGUUUUUGCGAUGGUGACGAAACCAAUUAGAUGAAGAUGGUACCCCUAACUAAAUUAUAUUACUUCCUUUGUUGUCCCGCUUAAACCAAAGGAUGUCAUGGAACAUCACUAACUUAGGAUAUGGGUGUUGGAACUCAUCCCUAAUGGUUUCCUGGUAUGCUGAUUUGAUGACUGGGAGAAGCCUGACACCUUACCAUGUGCUGGCAGUCGUAGUUUGUAAAGUGGUGAAGCUCAACUUCUUUCCUAGUAUACCUCCUAAUGCUAGAACCUGAUCAUGGGGAAACAAACUGCUUGGGGCUGAGUUUUGGAUGGAAUGGACAGCCUAUGUUUCUGUUUAAUGUUAUGUACAAUUUAUGUCCAUGACUGUUGUAAAUGCUUAUGGCAUGGUUUUAUCUUGAACUGAAUGCCCGUUAUUACA
Molecule: messenger RNA, 2631 nt
Organism: Panicum hallii
Lineage: Eukaryota; Viridiplantae; Streptophyta; Magnoliopsida; Poales; Poaceae
Product: DEAD-box ATP-dependent RNA helicase 14-like
Exons: 13
Coding region: 173-2191 (672 amino acids)
Cellular component (GO): ribonucleoprotein complex; cytoplasm; nucleus
Molecular function (GO): protein binding; RNA binding; RNA helicase activity
Source: RefSeq, a predicted model, not a curated record